CUCACCCAGCUGGAAACAGCCCUCACAAGUCCAGGAAGGGGGUGUGUCCGCGCAGGCGCAGAAAACUCCGCGGCUGCUCGCCGGCCCCGCCCAACCCGAGUCACGUGGUGAGCGCCCCUCACGCCCAGGCCUUGUCACGUGGUCCUGGCCCGGGCGGCGCACAGGGAUGGAGCCGGAAGAGGGUACAGCUCUGUGGCGGCUGCAGAAGCUGCCUCUCGAGCGUGGCGCGCAGCUUCUUCAUAAAAUAAUUGAUGGCAUUUGUGGUCGAGCUUAUCCUCUGUACCAGGAUUAUGACAGUGUUUGGGAUUCAGCAGAAUGGGUGCAUGUUCUUGAAGAUGUUACCAAGUUUUUCAAAGCCGUGGUUGGUAAAAAUUCAUCAGAUGAAGAGACGCUUCAACAGUUGAAUCAGUUGAGUUCAUCUCAUCAAGAACAUAUCAUGAAAUGCUUGAAAAGUAGAAAAGAUGAAAUCAAGCAAGUUCUGUUAGGAGAAAUAGUUAAUAUUUCCUCUGCACAGCUACAAGAUUUUGACUGGCAGCUAAAGCUUGCACUUUCUAGUGACAAGAUUGCUACUUUACAAAUGCCACUUGUAAGUCUUCAUCUAGAUGUAAAAGAAAAUGGUGAGGUGAAGCCAUAUUCAGUUGAGAUGAAUAAGGAAGAGUUGCAGAAUCUCAUAAAUUCCUUGGAAGCAGCUAAUAAGGUGGUCCUGCAGUUGAAAUAACUGGAAAUGAUGAAUACCAACAUUAUCAGAUUUUCCUGCUACAAUUGAUGUGGCGGAGUGAACAUGUGUUCUGAAACCCUGCAGCACACUGACUGCUACACCAAGCUGAGAAAGAAGCAGUGUUGAGAUUAGAAAGAUAAAAAUCUAUUCAUGUCUCUUAAGAACAGGAAAUUACUUGGUUGAAAGGAAAUGCAUAAAAUGAAAGUAAAACAGCUAUGGUAGUUUAUAUUUUCAUAAUAACUGUUUGGUCUCCUUUACCAAUACUUGGGAAAUCUUUGUUAAUAGUUUUAUUAAAGCUAAAAGUAGUUUCUGAGGUAAUAUAAAUAUACAAAUGUAAUGAAAUAUGUGAGUAACAAGGACAUGUAUUAUGGGUAUAUAAUAAAUUUAUGAAAUUUAAGUUUGUAAGAGUAUAUAUGUUACAUGUAUAACUCAGGAGAUACCAUAUAUUUUUCAUUCAAAGAAAAUAUAUCACAUUUCUUAAGAGAAAAGGUCUUUUUGAGACAUGAACAAGAAAACUUAAAAAUAUC
Molecule: messenger RNA, 1245 nt
Organism: Octodon degus (degu)
Lineage: Eukaryota; Metazoa; Chordata; Mammalia; Rodentia; Octodontidae
Gene: Commd8
Product: COMM domain containing 8
Exons: 5
Coding region: 167-718 (183 amino acids)
Source: RefSeq, a predicted model, not a curated record